AUGUCUGCUACUUUUUCUUCUAUUCCUCCUUUAGAAUCUGUCUUUAAUUUGAACGAAUUUGAAGUAAUUGCUUCAAAGACACUACCAGAUCAAGUAUAUGCUUAUUAUGCAUGUUCAGCAGAUGAUGAAGUAUCAUAUAGACAAAAUCAUCAUUCUUUCCACAAAAUAUAUUUUAGACCAAAAAUUUUAGUAGAUGUUACUGAUAUUGAUUUAACAACAGAAAUGUUUGGAAGAAAAUUUAAAUUCCCAUUUUACGUAAGUGCUACUGCAUUAUGUGGUUUAGGUAAUCCAGAAGGUGGUGAAGUUAGUAUUGUUAAAGCUUGCGGUAAUGAAGAAUUUUGUAUUCCACAAAUGAUUUCAACAUUUUCUUCAAACCCAUUAGAAGAUAUUGUUGCCGCUAAGAAUAAUGCUGCACAAGAACAAUGGUUUCAAUUAUAUGUUAACGGUGAUAGAACUAUCACUAAAGAAUUAAUCUUAAAGGCAGAAAAAUUGGGUGUAAAUGCAUUAUUUGUCACUGUUGAUGCUGCUCAACCUGGUAAUAGAGAACGUGAUCUAAGAUUUAAAUUCUCAAAUAAUGAUAAGAAAAAGGGACCUAAUGUUAUGAAGCAAGGUCAAACGGCUAAUGGUACAUCAGGUGCACUAUCGAAAUUGAUUGACACCGCUUUGACUUGGAAAGAUAUUGAAAACUUCAAGACUUUCACUAAUUUACCUAUUGUAUUAAAAGGUGUGCAAAGAGUUGAUGAUGUCAUCAAAGCCGCAGAGAUUGGUUGUAGUGGUGUAGUAUUAUCUAAUCAUGGUGGUAGACAAUUAGAUUUUUCCGUACCUCCUGUAGAAGUACUAGCAGAAGUGAUGCCCGUAUUAAGAAGUCGUGGGUUAGAUAAAAAGUUCAAUGUUUUUAUUGAUGGUGGUAUUCGUCGUGGUACAGAUGUAUUAAAGGCUCUAUGUUUAGGUGCAAGUGGUGUUGGUAUUGCGUCACCUUUCCUUUAUGCAAACUCUUUAUAUGGUACAGAAGGUGUAGAAAAAGCUUUCGAUUUAUUGAUUAAAGAAUUGAUCUUAUCUAUGAGAUUAUUAGGAGUUACAAGUAUUUCACAAUUAAAUCCAGAUCUUUUAGAUUUAAGAGGUUUGUAUGAUAGAUCUUUACCUUCAAAUUAUCCAUUCCAUCAUCAUGAUACCACUUACGAAACUAACGCUAGAUAUUAA
Messenger RNA from Maudiozyma saulgeensis, 1200 nucleotides. The record is from the annotation of a GenBank genome assembly. Lineage: Eukaryota; Fungi; Ascomycota; Saccharomycetes; Saccharomycetales; Saccharomycetaceae.